This is a messenger RNA of Mitosporidium daphniae, 840 nucleotides long. RefSeq names its product mitochondrial of 30S ribosomal protein S10. The transcript is spliced from 2 exons. Bases 1 to 840 code for a protein of 279 amino acids. The record is from RefSeq and is a predicted model, not a curated record. Lineage: Eukaryota; Fungi; Microsporidia.
AUGAAUAGUCUCAUUGUCACGGCAAAAAGGGUGUUUACCGAUGCACGCGCCACUGGCAUAUCAAAUGAAACCAUCAAUGGGAUGAUUGAGAUUUUCGAAAAGAAAAAAGCGCUUGCUGCUGUUGCAGCCGAUAAAAAUGCCGCCUCAACAGGCUUAGAUGUGGGGUCGAUUCGAGAUAUAUUCACACGCAAAAGCAAGGAUUCUUCCACUUGCACUAGAUCCAUUGACGUGCAACUUACAUCUUCAGAUAAAUCUGCUCUUGUAAAUUAUGCGGAAUUUUGCCAUCGUGUAGCAUGCCUGAUGAGCUUUGGAUCCUCGGGCCCAUUGGCCCUGAGAUAUGAUGUGAGGAAAUGGUCCAUUCUUAGAAGCCCAUUUGUCGACAAAACCUCCUUCAAGCAAUAUGAGCGCAGGACUUACAAAAGGCUUGUUAGAGUAUACAAUGCACAUCCCUCACUUCACCAAAAUAAAUGUGUUGCCGAAUUAAAAUUUAUUGAUGACAAACGGAAUCCCAGACACCGUUUUCGAUUGAUAUUUUCUAUAUUGAUCGCCAAAUUCCAUAACCAAUUGGGUCUCUUCGUAUUUAAUCCUGUCGUGGAAAAACUUGCACAAUAUGACAAAAUGAAGGAACAGCGUUAUGAUGUUGGAGAGAAUCAAUUGCUGCCCAAGUGCCCACAGAAGGAACCCGGUAUACGAGGGAUGUCUAAUAAGGCUGAAGAUGUACGAGUAAAGUUACCGAUAGGGACCAUGAGUAACAAGCUUCCUAUGGCUAGAGUCCGCAUUUUUGAUGUCCAUGAUGUUGAUUAUUUCAUGAGAAAACUGCACCCCAGCCUCAAGAAUUGA